Molecule: messenger RNA, 3248 nt
Organism: Salarias fasciatus (jewelled blenny)
Lineage: Eukaryota; Metazoa; Chordata; Actinopteri; Blenniiformes; Blenniidae
Product: 5-hydroxytryptamine receptor 3A-like
Exons: 21
Coding region: 131-2941 (936 amino acids)
Biological process (GO): monoatomic ion transmembrane transport
Cellular component (GO): postsynaptic membrane
Molecular function (GO): extracellular ligand-gated monoatomic ion channel activity; transmembrane signaling receptor activity
Source: RefSeq, a predicted model, not a curated record
UGGCACUAGGUAUAUCUGUGGCACCAAAACUGCGUUUAGUUUUACAAGAGCCCGUCUCUCUGACACAAGAAUUGAAGAAAUUAUUUAUGUUGGAGAACUGCUGAAGACGAAUAAGUAUGUUCUGAAUGUCAUGGCAUUCAGGGAAAUGUCGCAGAAGGGGCUCCUUCCAUCAGUCAUCUUCACCCUGUUCAUGUUCACAUUUUUUAUGCCAGCUCAGUUUAGUGUCAUCAAUGUGAACUGUUCUGAACCGACCCAACUCGCUCUGCUGAAGGCUCUGACUCCACUCUUCAACAUGACGGCCAUACGGCCUGUCGUGAACUCGAAAACCUGCACCAACGUCAGCAUCAUCUUCACUAUAUAUGGGAUACUUGGAGUGGAUGAAAAAGCCCAACUCCUGAAGACCUACAUUUGGUUAAGUUAUUGGUGGCCAAAUGAGUUUGUUACUUGGGAUGCAGGCCAAUGUGGCAGUGACAGGAUUUCUCUACCCAGAGAGAAAUUUUGGGUUCCAGAUAUUGUAAUCAAUGAAUUUAUGGAUGAAAACACAGCCCCAUCAGUCCCAUAUGUCUUCCUGUUCAACACUGGCAUGGUGCAUGAUGCCCACCCUGUGAGAAUUAUCAGCUCCUGUAACCUGGAUAUCUACACCUUUCCCUUUGACAUUCAAAACUGUACCUUGACUUUCAACUCCUACCUCCAUUAUGCAUCGGACAUCAGACUUUUUCUCGGAAACACUGUAGACUACAUCACAGAGCGCUCCAAGCGUGUGAUGACCACGCUGGGGGAAUGGGAGCUGCUCACUAUCACUGCUCAUACCAGUAAUGACACUUACGGGGACUAUAUAGACACCUUGGCAUUUCAUAUCAGGCUGAAGCGUCGUGCAACUAUGUAUGUGGUGAACCUGCUGAUCCCCAGCUGCUUCCUCAUCACGGUGGACCUGUUUAGCUUCCUGUUGCCUCCACAGAGUGUCGACCGGUCUUCCUUCAAGAUGACCCUUAUCCUGGGCUACACCGUCUUCCUGCUCAUCAUGAAUGACCUGCUGCCGGUCACCGGAAAUGCUAUACCUCUCAUAAAUGUGUUUUUCUCGCUCUGCCUGGCUCUGAUGGUAGCGAGUCUCCUGGAGACAAUUGUCAUUACCAACCUGUUGUCUGGUGCUGCUGACUUCGGUCCCGUCCCAAACUGGAUCCGAGUGCUCCUCCUUCAAAUUCUGGGCCCCCUUGUUUGUCUGCGACAAAAGAACAAGAAGUCAAAACAUUUUGAAAUGAAGACUCAGGUGGGAAAGAACGAAAAUAUCAAGGCCCCUACAGAAGUCGGGAGCCCAGUGGAUGAGGGCAAAGCCGUGCAAGAGCUUAGGAGCCUGGGCAAAGACGUGCAGAGCAUCCGCCUUCUGGUGGAGAAGCAGCUGAAGCAGAACGACAGUGAGGAGGAGUGGAUCCAGUCACAAAUAAACCAGCGAGGUAUUGGCAGGCAAGGCAAUGACACCGACGCCACACUCGGCACUCCUUUUCAAAAUCAGGUGUGCUCGCUGCAGAAAGUCAAGUCUUCUAAGCUUCUAUUCCUCUUCAUCUCUGUGCUCAUGUGUGCUCCAUCCAGUUCCAUGAUGCUGAAUUGCUCUGAGCCGGACACACCUUCAUUAUUGGAGGCCCUCAGGCCAGUGUUCAACUUGAGCGCUAUCAGACCUGUCGUAUAUUUGUCAACCGCAACCAAUGUCACCCUCGAUUUCACCCUGUUUGGCAUCUUAGGAGUUGACGAGAAGGCCCAAGUCCUGACAACAUUCAUCUGGCAAACUUUGAAAUGGAAAAAUGAAUUUCUAAGCUGGGAUUCAGAAAGUUGUGGGACCGAGCGCAUUACAGUUCCGAGAAAACUGCUCUGGGUCCCAGAUGUUGUCAUCAAUGAAUUCAUGGAGAAAAACACUGCUCCAUUUGUCCCUUACACCUACCUGUUUCAUGACGGCUGGGUGAUCGAUGGACAGCCUGUUAGAGUCGUCAGCUCCUGCAGACUUGACACUUACGCUUUUCCAUUCGACAUUCAGAACUGCACUUUCAGUUUCAACUCCUACUUACACCACAGGGCUGAGGUGGAGAUUGAAUUACAAGGCCCAGCCGACGAAAUAUUUCACCGCUCUAAAGACGUGAUAACAACCAUGGGUGAAUGGGAAUUAAUUUCAAUCAACUCAAGGAUCUUUGAGCUUAUAUCUGGAAGUGGACAUAUUUAUGAGGAGCUUCGCUUUUUUAUCGGAGUGCGGCGGCGGGCCACUCUGUACAUAGUCAACCUUCUAAUCCCCACCUGCUUCCUCAUCACGGUGGACCUCUUCAGCUUCAUUUUGCCUCCCAAAAGUGUUGACCGAUCUUUGUUCAAAAUGACUCUCAUCCUGGGCUACACCGUCUUCCUGCUGAGCAUGAACAACAUGCUGCCCGUCUCUGGAAACACCAUACCUCUCAUAAAUGUGUUCCUAACCCUCUGCCUUUCUCUGAUGGUGGCCAGUCUGUUGGAAACUAUUAUCAUUACCAACCUCAUUUGCGGCUCUGCGCGGUACCCUGCAGUUCCUCGCUGGAUCAGAGUGAUCUUUCUUCACAUUCUGGGGCGACUCGUAUGUCUUCCUCCGAAGUCUAAAGAUCAGGAAGACACUGUGAUCUCAAAUCCCUCGGCACAAGAAAUGAAACUUUCCUCUACAGCGACUCAGGAAAGUGAAACUAAAAGGCAGGAGUCCUCACUGAAUGGGGACAAGGCUGUGCAAGAGCUGAGGAGUCUUAAUAUGGACCUCCAGGACAUCCGUCAUCAGUUGGAAAAGCAACUGCGUGGAAACCAGGACACAGAGGACUGGAUCCAGGUGGGUUUUGUCAUUGACCGCCUGCUGUUCAUCCUUUAUAUCCUCUUCAUAUCAACCAGCUUUGUUACCAUCAUCAUCCUGUGGGGAAAAUCCUACAGCACACUACACGACCAUUGAUAUAAUUUGUGCUUGUUCCUUGUCCUCUCCAUGUUUGAUCACUAAACUUCAUCAAGGAGUUUUUCUUCUGGUUUUUCAUUGCAUAUCACGUGAAGUCUGCUUUAUACACAGAAUGCUUACAGUCAUAUUUGAAGCGUUUGAAACAAUGUCUUAAAUAGCUCAUCCAAAUACUGUUAGAGGUUUUUCAUAAUUCAGAUUAUUCAUAGUCAACAUGACAAUAAUGUGAACCUGCAGCACAGGAAAAGGCAUUAACAGUUCAGUUGCUCUUCAGCUUUUAUAUGAAUGCUACACACACACACCAGCGUGU